Molecule: messenger RNA, 1549 nt
Organism: Filobasidium floriforme
Lineage: Eukaryota; Fungi; Basidiomycota; Tremellomycetes; Filobasidiales; Filobasidiaceae
Exons: 11
Coding region: 192-1319 (375 amino acids)
Molecular function (GO): oxidoreductase activity, acting on the CH-CH group of donors, NAD or NADP as acceptor
Source: RefSeq, a predicted model, not a curated record
ACGGUAGAAGCGCGUGUUUGAGUCUCCGGUUACUCACCGUUAAGCGCUAGUAACCGGGGAAGGGACACCCAGCUGAACAAUCCCUUGAAUCCUUAUAACGAGAACAUGUUGAAGCUCGUCCGUCCUCGAUAACAACCUGUAACGUAGCGACCAAAGACCAAUCCAAGCCAGAUAACAGCAUCGAGUCAAACAUGUCAUCAAAGACCAACACCCGCAUCGUUCUCCAGUCCCGACCCAAAGGCCCCAUCGAGCCCGACACGUUCAAGACCGACAGGUCCGAGCGUGUACCGACCGAGAAGGAUCUGAAGGAUGGAGAGGUCGUUGUCAGGGUCAUGUGGAUCAGUUUGGACGCAUCGAUGACAACCUGGCUGAAAGAAUUCCGGAACUACCUCCCCCCGGUCAAACUUGGUGCGGUCAUGCGAGCUAGCGCGGUAGGAAAGAUCGUAGCUUCCAAGUGUCCGAAUAGGAAGGUCGGACAGAGCGUCGAGGGUACUUUCGGCUGGCAAGAGUACUGGACAGGCCCCUCCAAACAUACCGAGGCUCUGAAGGCUUUCGAGGGGUCGACCGAGCGGGACUAUGUUGGGCCUUUGGGAACUUCCGGUCUUACUGCAUACUUUGGCCUGAAGGAUAUCGGAAAGAUCAAGAAUGGGGAUACGGUCGUCAUCUCCGGUGCAGCGGGAAGUGUCGGUAUAAUCGUCACCCAACUAGCUCUCCUGCUCAACCCGAAAGGACGGGUCAUCACCACCGCGGGAUCCCCUGCCAAGUGUAAACAACUGAAAGAGAUGGGUUGUCAUGCGGCGAUCAACUACAAGGAUAAGGAUUGGAGGAAACAGUUGGGUGCGGCCAUGAAGGAUGAGGAUAAGAGUGGGAAGAAGGGGAAUGGGUGGGCGGAUGUCUAUUUCGACAAUGUUGGAGGAGAGAUGCUCGACUUUAUGCUUGGACGGCUGAAUGAAUUCGCCAGGAUCGUCAUGUGCGGAGCGAUUUCAGACUACAACUCGGCUCAACCCUACCCUAUCCGAAACUACCAAGCCUUGAUCUCCACGAAAUCUACCAUGCAAGGCUUCAUCGUCUUCCAAUUCGCCGAGAGGUACGACGAGGGCCGGGAAUACCUCUCGAAGCUCUUGAAGGAUGGCAAGCUCAAAUACGAGUGGACCGUCGUGGGAGACGGGAAAGACAAGUUGAAGGGUGUAGAGGCCUGUGUGGAUGGGUUGCAGGGAUUGUAUGAGGGACGAAAUGUCGGGAAGACCGUUGUCAAGGUCUGGGAUGGAAAUAUGUCCGAGUAUCAGAACGACUCGAAGAAGCGGGAAAGCAAGCUCUAAAGUAGCGCAGGAUAUCGUGGCCGAUAGUAUAGGUUAUACAGCAGGAACACAAAAGAACAUUACGAUACUUUGAGGAACCUCUAGGAAAUACACGAAGAAUAUCUUGUUACGAUCUUGCUUGUGGGCGUCUCCCGUUUUCCAGACUGUAAGCUUUGAUUAGCGUUUCGUUGCGGGGCACGAGUGAAAGCAGCGGCAAUAACCUGGGGCUCGGUAUCAUGCUCAUUCGUUUG